AUGGAGAUUGUGGUUAUCUCAGGGGGGUUUUGGGGAUCAAGUGUGGGAGAGGUUUAUGCUAAAAUGGUCACCGAAACACCAUUAGCGAAUCAAAGUAAUCAGUUUAUCGCUCAGUACUUAGGGUCAAACGAUGAUGUUCAAGUCAUGUCAAAGGUUUCCUACACCAGUGCAGUUGGGUACUUCGAUGGGCAACAAAGGAUUUUUUCAGUUGUGAGGUUAGCAGAUGGAGACUACACAGGGGGCUUGGACGAUAGGAGGCUUGCAACGGGAUAUGUUGUGGAAAGGCCUAAUUGUUGGAAGUCCAGGGUACAGUCUCAAGGUGCGCUGGUUACAACUGGAUUGAAGAACUUGGCAGAGGCUAAGGUUGUCAAGGUAGCAUUGUGGUUCAGAGGAUCUUUCAAAGAGUUGGGUGUUCAGCUUGGUGGAGUUCCUAUUACCAUGGUCAAGUUCAAGCGUGGCUUGGACUUGGUUUACGUCUCUAGGCGUUAG
Messenger RNA from Malania oleifera, 489 nucleotides. RefSeq lists its product as uncharacterized. The record is from RefSeq and is a predicted model, not a curated record. Lineage: Eukaryota; Viridiplantae; Streptophyta; Magnoliopsida; Santalales; Ximeniaceae. The coding region runs from base 1 to 489 and encodes 162 amino acids. The transcript has a single exon.